Molecule: messenger RNA, 201 nt
Organism: Cryptomeria japonica (Japanese cedar)
Lineage: Eukaryota; Viridiplantae; Streptophyta; Pinopsida; Cupressales; Cupressaceae
Source: the annotation of a RefSeq genome assembly
AUGGCCAAGGGUGGAAAUGUAAGAGUAACAAUUACUUUAGAAUGUACUAGUUGUACUCAAGAUAGUGUUAAUAAAAAAUCACCGGGUAUUUCGAGAUAUACGACUCGAAAAAAUCGACGCAAUACUCCUCUUCGAUUGGAAUUAAAGAAAUUUUGUCCUUAUUGUUACAAGCAUACUAUUCAUGGAGAAAUAAAAAAAUAG